CGUAUUUUAUGGUCACGCCUUUUACGUAUGACGUGAAGAGGUUGUGAUGAUUAUUCAGGACAACGCAAGCUAAGCAUGGCGUCGAGAAAUGGAUUGGCCUCUUUGGGUGUGGAGGGGGCUUCAGCAGCGGCGCACGCUCUCUCUCUCCCGGCGGAUGCGUACGGUAAUGAUCCCCAACUGGAAGUAAUGUGGGCCAUGAAGGCAUACAACCACGCAGAAAUAUACUUUAAUCUGAUUUCCUCUGUGGAUCCCAAGUUGCUGAAACUUACAAAAUCAGAUGAUCAAAUACAUUCUGCAUACAUGGAGAGUUUUAGUGACCUUAACCUGGAAUUACUGGAUCCCGACAAUCUAAAGUCUGCAGAGUCCAAAGAGAGAUGGAGGCCGUUCUGCAAUCAGUUUGAAGGGAUUGUUGAGGACUUUAAUUAUGGAACGCUACUUCGACUGGACUGCAGAAAGGACUACACAGAGGAAAACACAAUAUUCGCUACCAGAAUCCAGUUUUACGCCAUUGAGAUUGCAAGGAACAGGGGAGGCUACAAUGAUGCGGUCUAUAACGCCAAAAGCAAGCAGGAACAAAGUUAGUUUUCAACAGAGCAGCAGCAGCAGCAGCAGCAUCUGUGGCCUUCUGUGUGUCAUGAAGUCGAAAAAUGAGUUUUGAAAUGGCGGGGGGAGUUACUGUAGAUUAUAUUUGGAAACAUAAGUACUUUGGAAGACUGUCUGGUGCAGAUUUUGUCGUCAAAAAAAUGUUCAGCGCAAAGGUAAUGUCUUCCAUGGUCGUUGUCUGAUACUUUCAUUUUGUUUCACAACAUCUGUAACGGAUUAUCAAAGAAAGAGAAACUGCAUGAACAAGGCACCAUUGUUAAUUAGAGCCUACGAUCUCAUCCUAUGUUUUUUUUUUUGUAUGACCAUUUCCUGAUGCUGUAUCUGCAUUCCUUUCUAUAUGUUCAACUGUACCCUCAAACAACUGGCAUAUGGGUUUGGAGUAGACUUGUGUGGAAUAAAUACAGCUUCAUAUACAAA
Clupea harengus (Atlantic herring) is the source of this 1020-nucleotide messenger RNA. RefSeq names its product polysaccharide biosynthesis domain containing 1 (gene pbdc1). The record is from RefSeq and is a predicted model, not a curated record. Gene Ontology annotation, cellular component: cytoplasm. NCBI's taxonomy places the organism in Eukaryota, Metazoa, Chordata, Actinopteri, Clupeiformes, Clupeidae.